AUGCCCUCAUUUGUGAUUAGGACCCCUUGCUCCUCGGCCAACAUUGGCCCCGGAUUCGAUGUAAUCGGCCUGGCAUUGUCCCUCCACCUCGAAAUCCAUGUCACCGUCGAUGACUCCAAAUCCUCGUCCGAGCUCCCCUUGAAUUGCCAAAUCACCUAUGAGGACCUAAGCAAGAGCACCGAGCAGAUCAGUUUGGACCCUGAGGUCAACCUGAUUACCCGGGUGGCCCUCUAUGUCCUACGAUGCCACAAUCAGCGCGCUUUUCCCGUGGAGACCAAGGUACACAUCUCCAACCCCAUCCCACUAGGUCGGGGUUUGGGAUCGUCGGGUACCGCAGUUGUGGCUGGAGUGAUGCUGGGUAAUGCAGUUGGCAACCUAGGCUUGAGCAAGGAGCGAUUACUCGAUUACUGUUUGAUGAUUGAACGACACCCGGACAACGUUGCUGCGUCGCUAUUCGGAGGAUUUGUGGGAACCUAUCUGAAUGAACUCAAGCCGGAAGACGUCGCGCGGAAAGAAAUCCCGUUGAGUGAGGUCCUGCCAGCCCCUGCUGGCGGUGUCGAUACUGGAGUCCAGCCCCCAGAGCCCCCGCUGGGCAUUGGUCACUACCGAAAGUUUGACUGGGCCCCGGAGAUCAAGGCCAUUGCCAUCAUCCCGGACUUUGUUGUCCCCACCGCCAAUGCUCGCAACGUCCUUCCUCAAACGUACAGCCGCGCCGAUGUGGUUUUCAAUCUGCAACGUGCGGCACUUUUGCCCGCCGCCCUGGGUACCUCUCCGCCGGACCCCGAUAUGAUCUUCCUCGCCAUGCAGGACAGAGUGCACCAACCGUACCGCAAGACUCUUAUCCCUGGUCUGACCGAGAUCCUCCAGUUCAUGACUCCGGCAACGCAGCCUGGUCUUUUAGGUAUCUGUCUGUCCGGUGCCGGACCAACCAUCCUGGCCCUGGCGACCGAUCGUUUUGAUGAAAUUGCAGACCGCAUUAUCGCACAGUUCGCCUCCAACAACAUUACCUGCCAAUGGAAGUUGCUGGAGCCCGCUCAGGCGGGUACCACUGUGACCUAUAUUUAA
Penicillium odoratum is the source of this 1065-nucleotide messenger RNA. Its product is annotated as homoserine kinase. Gene Ontology annotation, molecular function: homoserine kinase activity; ATP binding. Lineage: Eukaryota; Fungi; Ascomycota; Eurotiomycetes; Eurotiales; Aspergillaceae. The record is from RefSeq and is a predicted model, not a curated record. Gene Ontology annotation, biological process: L-threonine metabolic process. Bases 1 to 1065 code for a protein of 354 amino acids. The transcript has 3 exons.